AUGCCUGGUCUGGCCAUGAAGCCCCACACGAUGACUUCCCUUCGCCCCGGCAGCAGUGGCGAGGCCGUCACUUUGGCGCCCGUGCUGCCGAAGCCGGGGCCGGCCCUUCCGGUGGCCGGUGCCGGCACGUGGGUGGGGACGGGGAUUUGUGAUUUACGCGCCUCCUUGGUGGCGCAGCAGAAACAGUUGGAUACGCUCGUCGACCGCGUGGCGGUGCUCUUAUCCUCCAUGCAUGCUGAGGUGCUGCAGGAUGUGAGGGCAGCUUGUGACAGCAAGGACUUCGAGCUCCGCUUGGCUGAGAUGCGGAAGGUGGGCGAGGUCUUGGAUCAGCGCUUGGCAGAGAUGCGGGCGGAAGCUGCCAAUGUGCCAGAUGGGCUGAGGCUGAUGCAAUCGGAGCUCAGACGCGUCGAGGAGAAGAUGGAAAUCUUUGAUGGCCGCAUGACACAGGACUUUGAGAAGUUGCAGGGCGUCGUCACCGAGAGCCUGAUGUCGGUGCACGACCGCUUCACCUCCGAGAUGGAAGGCGUGGUGGCUGAGCUGAAAAAGCUGGAGGGCCGCCUGGGCUCCGCAGAGACGGACUUGGGCCUCCUAGGAGAUGACGACCUGGAAGCCACCUGCAGGGAGACAAUCCAGCAGACUGCCAGUAGUUUGCGGAGCGAGUUCCAGACCUAUGUGGUGCCCUACUUCGAUCAGAAUGCCGCCCGGAUCACCGCCUUAGAAGACCGCCUCCAGCGGGAGCACACCGAGAUGUUGGCUGCGCUGCAUCAGACCGUGGCGGCCAGCGGAGUACAGGAGGGCGACCGAGCCUUGCAGAGAGAUUGGGCCAAGCGCACCAAAGAAGAUCUGAGGCAGCAGACGGAGGAGAUCACGGCGCUGAGGCGAGAGCUGAGUGCGAUGAAGUCAUGGCAGGCGGAGAUGAACGAGACGACUCGGCAGAUGAAGCUGGAGCAGGAGGAGUGCAUGCGCCUGAAAUCCCUGGAGGAGCGAGUGGCAUCCACGAGCACCCAGCUCAACCAGCUGGAGGAACGCCUGAGCGAGCAAAGCGAGACUGAGAAGCGACUCCAUGAACUAGAAGAGAUCUUGAGGAGCUUGGAGCCGUCAGAGGUCCAGCCAGAGCUCGGACACGUGGUGGAGCGAUGCGUGAGUACCUUGGAGGAGAAGUUGGACCUCGCAGUGAGUGACUUGAAGAGGCAGCUGGAAGCGCAGAUCAACGAUCCCAGCGCUCCUCGCGAGAUCGUGCAGAGGUGCGCUGCAGAGGUGAAGCGAGAGCUGGAGCAACGUCUUCUGGAGGUGAAUGCCAAGACUCAGCUCGCCUUGACGGAUCUGCGUGAGGAAGUGGAUGCGCGUGCUGCGCAGGUCCAACGGCAGGACGACUUGCGACGAGACUUGGAGCUCAAGAUCGAGAAGAGGCAAUCCUCCACCGAGAUGGCUGUGGAGGAGUUGAGUGCCCAACAGCAGAGCGAAAGCAGGAAGCACACGGAUGACAUCAAGCAGCUGAGCGCUGAUAUGGAGAUUCGAAUGGUAAAGGAGCAAAGUGCCAUGCAGCUGGUGACGAUGGAGCUGCGGACGGACCUGGAGCGAAGUGCCCAGGAGGCUGUGAACCUGUGCAGCGAGGUGUUGCGAGAAGAGCAACACCAGCUGGUGCGGGAGUUCCGCGAGGAGUUGGAACGGCGCCUCGCCAAAUGGACACCGCCACGUGCGACCUCGCAUGCUUCGCCCAUCCUCAUCGAGGGCUUUGACGAUGUGAAUGCGGUGCGGGAGGAGUUGCACGAGUUGCGGGAGCAGGUCGAGGAGUGGAAAGCACGGCAGAGCGAUGGCUCGCCACGUUUGCUCCAGAAGGAAGCUAGUAAGGAAGCUGAAGGUUUGCUCCGGACAGUCGAGGACACCGUCACUGAGAAGGUCCGGCGUUGCGACACGGCGGCCGCCCUCUGCGAGCGCCUCGCGCGGAGCAUGGCCUGGCAGGUGCUGCCGGAGGCGGGCAGUGGCAUGCCGGGUCAGGCCCAGGCCUAUGAGGGGUUGAUCCUCAAGCGCGAGGGCCCGUGGGCACUUGGAGAUGCCCGAGGCCGUUAUGCUUUUGAUGAAACCACCGGGUGGCUCACGACUCAAGGUAGCCACGUGGGGCGAUUCAUUUGCAAGAGGAUCCAAGCCACGCCUCUCCCUCUUCCGAAUGGCUCCGACCGCGGAGACGUUCGGAGCAUGGGACGGCGGUUGAUGCUACGGAGCGGAGAGCCUGCAAGCGAGAUGCAGAAGAAGGAGAACCACCGGGCCCUCUUUGUGGUGCCUUCGCUCCUCCAUGGAGCUGAGUACCUGUCAAGCACUCAAAUUGUUCGUCAGGUGCAAGAUUACAAGUAUCACGAGACGGUAGGCGCACGCGCACAGCUAGCAGCGCAUCCCGCAGCAGCGCAGUUCCUCUUGGACAACGCAGCAAAUGCUGAAAGGGACGGCGGUCUCAACAUGUUGGAAGAUCUUUUGAGCAAGUUGCCAGGCGUCCAGUUUGUGAAUGGCUACUUGCACCUCACGGAUCGCGGACCAAGGGCUGAGGCGGAGAUGCUGCAGAAAUUGGAGAAGGAGCUCCAUUCCUGGCGACCGCUGAUCAUGGAGGAUCUCUGCUCCAACCCACGGGAAGACCGAGCCGGCGACCACCAGGUGGGUGUGGUUUAUGCCUCCGUGGCCAUUCUGGGGCACCAUGAGCCCUCGGAGCCCUUCGUGCAGAAACUCGCAGAGCUGCUCCUCACUGUGCAGUACUAUGGGGCACUGAGAUAUGCAGCAGAGUCCCACCAGCGCAGAAAGGUCUUCUUGACACCCAUGGGGCUGGAGAUGUUCGAGGCCCCCUGGGAGACCAUUGGGAGGAGUAUGAUCAGAGCAGUGCAGAUGCUUCAGGAUGAUGCUUCGUCACUGGAGAUCAUCGUCCUGACACCUACGGACGGUUCGGGGGACCCAUUGGAGGAAGUCCUCCAUCCGCCAGCGACGCAAGCGAGGUCCCAGCGCCGCGAGCCCCGCGGGCCCUUCGCCGAGCGCGGGCCGACCCGCGGGCCCCGCAUGUCCGACGCGCUCCCCGUGCCGUCCGACUCCAGCGACGAGUUUCGCUGGAGCCCCAUCGAGGAGUCCAGCGAAAGCCGUAUCACGGUGCUCAUGCGCCGAGUGGACAUGCAGGCCACAGAGCUCCAAAGCCUGCGGCGGAAGAACGAGGAGCUGAGUGAAGCAAUGGACCAAUACAACCUCGAGCAGAAGGUCUCCAGGAGCCUGGCUGGUUUAGAGGAUUGA
Molecule: messenger RNA, 3264 nt
Organism: Durusdinium trenchii
Lineage: Eukaryota; Dinophyceae; Suessiales; Symbiodiniaceae
Source: the annotation of a GenBank genome assembly